Molecule: messenger RNA, 795 nt
Organism: Closterium sp. NIES-65
Lineage: Eukaryota; Viridiplantae; Streptophyta; Zygnematophyceae; Desmidiales; Closteriaceae
Source: the annotation of a GenBank genome assembly
AUGGCUAGCCAACAUACGAUCGAGGUUCUGGGGAGGAUGCAUGCUCUCAAGCUCACAGCACUCUCUGAUGCCCAGAAUCAUGAGGGCGUGGACGUGGUUGAUCUGCUGCCCGGCCCCAUCUGGCACAUCAUCUUCCGCCACCUGCUGAAGAAGCGGGGUGACUCCUGGGGCGCAUGGCAGUGGGGGGGAGGCAGCGACUCGUAUGAGGAGAACUCGAGGCGAUUCGGCUCCUCCUGGCCUGUGCUGUGCUGUGGCAUGGCCAGCACGAGGCUCUUCCGUCAUGUCAUCUCCUUCUGUGUGAGUCAUCAUCAUGUGCUGCUCCCUUCUCCCUUCCCCCUUCCCCCUUUCCCCUUCGCCCACCUGCUUCUUUACCGCCAUGUCAUCUCCUUCUCCGUGCGUCAUCAUCAUCAUGUGCUGCUCCCCUCAUUCCAUUCCACCCACGUGCCUCUUCACCACCAUCAUGGUGCCAUCUCCUUCUCCGAGCACGAGCCCAUCCCGCUCCUAGUGAACACUCACCAGCCCCGGCUGGCAGGAAUGCUCUCCUUUUUCCUCACAAACGCCGCUCACACAUCCCUCAAUCUCCAGCUCCAAUCCUCCGACGACCUACCCAGCCUCGCCCGUCUUUUGGAGCCGGCCACUCUCUCCCUCACAGGCCUGUGCCUUGACGUGUGGGACUCUCCCGGGCCUUUGCUGGAUCCGGCCUUUCUCGGGGAGUUUCAGCUGCUGCAGCAGCUGGAGCUACGCCUUGGGAGUUGGCUCCUGGGCAACCUCAACCCAGCAACGUUCCAGGCUUGA